AUGAUGUUAUUAUGACCUCUUGAUCCUUAAGGAUGUGCAUCUUGUAAAAGAAGGUGGUUAUCUCGGCAUAUCUACAGAUGUCCUGGCAUUAAUGGAACAUGGCAUCUUGAUGGGUAUGACAAAAUUAAACCAUUUGGUUUUCCCAUCAGUGGGUGUAUUGAUGGUUAUUCAAGAAGAGUUGUGUUCUUGGAAGUUGCCUCCAGUAAUAAUGAUCCAAAAAUAAUAGCCGGAUACUACCUUGAGUGUGUUAAAGAAGUUGGAGGAUGCCCCAGGCUAGUAGAGACUGACUGUGGAACUAAAAAUGGUGUUAUUGCCAGUUUGGAAUCAGUCUUC
Pocillopora meandrina is the source of this 333-nucleotide messenger RNA. The record is from the annotation of a GenBank genome assembly. NCBI's taxonomy places the organism in Eukaryota, Metazoa, Cnidaria, Anthozoa, Scleractinia, Pocilloporidae.